AUGGAUGAUAUGUAUUUAGACGUAUCAGGUGGAUAUGUUGAUGAUUGUAGGAUAACUCAAAUUGAUUAUCAUUCUUUUCUCCCUUAUUCAACAUCUGCCCUAUCCAAUAACGAUGAAGUGCGUAUUGCUUUACACAACACAGAGUCAUAUACUCUACCCUGUGAAAGUUAUAUCUACAUUGAGGGUACAGUAACCAAACCUAUUGACAUGACAGAUGACAUUCGAUUUAUAAACAAUGGGUUAGCAUUUCUUUUCUCUGAAAUGAAAUACGAACUGAAUGGGAUUCAAAUUCAGAAACUCAUCAACCCCGGUAUAACUUCAACAUUGAAAGGAUAUUGCUCGUAUAAUAAAUCGGAUAUUGUUUCACACUAUAACGCUGCUUGGGAUGAUGAUAUUAAAAAUGUUAAUAAAGAUUUUAUCGAGAGUGGAGUGUUUAACGGAUGUAUCAAUCUCAAAGAUUUGUUUGGGUUUUGCGAAGACUAUAAACGUAUUUUAAUAAACUGUAAUCAACAACUGAUAUUAAAUAGAGCAUCGCUGGAUAUAAAUGCGAUUAAACAGUAUAAAAAUAAUGAAGUUGUCGCUGACGCACCUAAGCUAAAAGACGUUAAAAUAAAUAUCUCGAAAAUAUUGUGGAGAAUGCCUAUAGUCAAGGUUAGUGAUAAAGAAAAAAUACAACUGUUGAAAGUGGUAAACCAUCAAAAACCUCUAAAAUGUGCGUUCAGAUCGUGGGAGUUGUGUGAAUACCCAUUUCUACCUCAAAACACUUCGCAUUCAUGGAAAGUAAAAACGUCUAACAAAUUGGAAAAACCGCGAUAUGCUAUAAUCGGUUUUCAGACUGAUAGGAAAAACAGUAUGAGUAAACCGAUGUCAUGUUUUGACCACUGUAAAAUAAAAAAUGUGAAGGUUUAUUUAAAUUCCGAAGUAUUCCCCUACGAAGAUUUCCAAAGUGACUUUACCAAGAACAAGAUGGCUACAUUAUACCAUGCAUAUGCCGAGUUCCAGAAAUCCUACUACGCUCGUGAUAAUGUCACACCUCUAUUGACUAGAUCAGAUUUCAAAAAACUUUCACCGAUUAUAGUUGUUGAUAUGAGCAGACAAAAUGAUAACGUAAAAACUUCGACUGUCGAUCUAAGAAUUGAGAUGGAAACCGAAGAAGCGUUUCCCGCAUCUACUUCAGCAUAUUGUUUAAUAUUACAUGAUCAAAUUAUAACUUAUAAUCCAUUUAAUGGUGAAGUAAGAACAUUGUAA
Myzus persicae (green peach aphid) is the source of this 1248-nucleotide messenger RNA. RefSeq lists its product as uncharacterized. The transcript has a single exon. The record is from RefSeq and is a predicted model, not a curated record. Bases 1 to 1248 code for a protein of 415 amino acids. NCBI's taxonomy places the organism in Eukaryota, Metazoa, Arthropoda, Insecta, Hemiptera, Aphididae.